GGUACAUAGCUAUAUCCAAGGCCUGUUGGUUGCGAGAAAAGUGGGUGUUGCACAAUGCACAUUAGCAACAGUCGCCUGAUGACUUAGAUACCCCUAGUAACUGUACCUACCUACCUUGGAUAUAUCUACUACCUGCUCUCUCUCUCACUCUCUUUCCAACCAACCGACUAAUUCCUUAUGAUGGCGACUGGCAAACUCCCAAAGACUCAGGUCGUCUCCGAUAAUGGUAGCGAUACUGUCGAUGAUAAUAGCCGCCUGCCUGCUUAUGAACAGCUGGAGCCAACUUCCCUAGAACUCCCACAGCUUGAUCUGAGCAAAGACGCCGGUCCGCAGCAGAGUACAACAGUGACCAACCACCAGUGCAUCGCGCAUCUCAAAUUCCUGGCUGCGCUGGCAGACUUGCGUGAGGCUAUCGGGCUUGACGACGGCCUCUUCGGUCUCGAAGAUGCUCAAGGAGACAAGAUCUCAUCGGAAGGGAACGAGGGACGCGUUCGUAUUCGCGAGAAACGUUGGGCUAUAUAUACAACGAGAGCUGUCGAGCGCUUUCGAGUCUGGUGGCAGAAGUGUGUACCGGUCUUGGGCCUCACCCCACGUCUCGAGAAUCUCCUUGACGCUCGUUACGAAGAGAUCACUGAUUGUAAGAUCAAACUUGCGUGGUCUGCAGAGAGGAUGCCGCCGUUGGAUGUCUUGAUGGUAUGGCACGCCUAUAUGCUGAAUCCCCGAGCAUUCCUUGAAGACUGUAUCCGAAACGCCAAGAUGAGCUUCUGGGCAACUGGGUUCCCCUGGGAAGUCGUCAGUGCAUGUAUCGACAGCAAGUUGGAUUACUUCCCUGGUGAGAAAGCCAAGAGCUCCUUUGAGAAGUUGACGGGUCUCCAGUGGGAUAAUCUUCAGGAUCCCCCAAACACAGAGAUCACUUGCCCCAGCUGUGGAGUAUCGAUCUCAGUCCCCUGGACAGAAGCCGCCGGUAAACUGGGAUGGUCUCCGGAAAACGCCUUUGAAGGAUUUCGUGGCCUUGCAGAUAACGACUUUCAAGCUAUCUGCCCUCGGUGUGCAUUUUCUGUCGACCACGAACGACUGAAAGUGGCUAAAUUCCGAAAUGAUCUUCUCGGGCUAUUGACAGAGAGUUUGCCCAUGCCUGGUACUUUCUAUGAUCUAAGGGGGAUACCGCAGUUUCCAAAACGAAACCCUACACGACAUCCGUACUGUUUCCCCAAUCGUCUUCUUGAAAUCGUGGGCCGUGAUCUGCUUGCUUUCACUGACGCGAGGUUGAGCCGGUGCAGCAGCAUCAGCGAUCUACGAGGAGAGCUUGAAACCAAACUCAAGAACCGUGACGUCCUGCGACAAGCCAGUCGAGGCAUUUUGACUCCCAACAUACAACCAGAGGAAAGGGUUGCGUUUCGCAGAAUGAUGUCUCGCUACUGGGAUAAUGCGAGCCCCUUUGCGCUGGAUCUUGUCGGGGCUGUCAUUCGCCAGGGGACUUUUGUUCAGAAGAUGGACAACAUCAACUGGCUUCACUCGCCCGCAUUGGAAGCGACAGUUGAUCGGCUCAUCAGGAAGUAUCAGAUCUUCUUCCAGAUCAUGGCUAAAAACCCCAAGCACAUGGCUGUCCCCACCCUGGACGUAGAUCUGGCCUGGCACACACACCAGCUGAGCCCCGCGCGAUACUUCCACUACUCGCUGUACCAGACCGGCACCACUGCCUUGAAGACUUUCAUCGACCAUGACGACAAAGUCGAGGAGGGUAAGCUGUCGGACGGUUUUGAAUGGACCAGCAAGAUGUACAAAAAGGCCACCAACGGUGAGAUCUACAGCGAAUGCACCUGCUGGUACUGCGAGGCCAUCCGCGUCCCAGACCUGCACGGCGGGCUCUUCGCCUCGUCAAGCACGGCGAAAGCGCGCCAGGCCGCCGCAGACCUGCACAAUCGCCCUGACAUUUCAUCCGACCCGGAGAAAAACCCGCACAUCUCCGCCCACAAUGCUGUCCAUCUCGCCCAGCCGCUUUCCGGGGGUCUAGCCGCACGCAAUAUCAAGUUCCUACAGCUGAAGAACAACUACGAAAAGGCCCGCCGCCGCAUCGAGAAACAGGACCGCAAAUCUAACCCCAAAGAGGCGACUCAUAGCCGGAAACCUUCCGUUUCUGCGUCUGCUGAUGGGACGUACGCAUAUCCCAUGGUCUGGGGGUAUCCGGCCUUGGUCCCCAUGUACGGUCCGUACAUGAGCGAUCCGGCCGUCACCGCGUCGGCAUACGCGUGCAACCCAAGCUGCAUGAACUGUGACCCCGGGGCAGCGGGCAACUGUGCAGCCGGUACGUGUGGAGCGAGCGUCGCCGCGGGUGCCUGUGGAGGAGUCGGCGGCGGCUGUUCAGGGAUGGGAGGGGGUUGUGCUGGUGGAGGCGUGGGAGGUUGUGGCGGAGGAGGCGGAGGAGGUUGUGGUGGUGGUGGAGGAGGUGGUGGCUGUGGUGGUGGUGGUGGUGGAUGUUGAUAAACACGACGACACUACAAAUAUGAGACCCCCUGUCUGCAGAGUGAUACAGCAGUAAUUCUUGCCCUGCUGAAUAAGGAUAUAAAGAGCUGCCUUUUCAAACCUUCAUGCU
Molecule: messenger RNA, 2593 nt
Organism: Penicilliopsis zonata CBS 506.65
Lineage: Eukaryota; Fungi; Ascomycota; Eurotiomycetes; Eurotiales; Aspergillaceae
Exons: 3
Coding region: 181-2481 (766 amino acids)
Source: RefSeq, a predicted model, not a curated record